Messenger RNA from Misgurnus anguillicaudatus (oriental weatherfish), 3000 nucleotides. NCBI's taxonomy places the organism in Eukaryota, Metazoa, Chordata, Actinopteri, Cypriniformes, Cobitidae. The record is from RefSeq and is a predicted model, not a curated record.
AAGGUGUAAGCCUCAAGCAUCAACAAUAGUUCACUGUUUUUCAGUCAAAAGCUUAUAAGGAAUGUAUUUGUUGUAUUUUCAUAAACAGUACACAUCAAAACAAACGUGAUCAAAAACGGUGUACAUACCAUAAGUGUUGUAAUAACGAGCCCAGAGCGCAUCCACCGCUGUAAGUCCCAGAAGUAACGAAAGGUAAGAGUCCAAAGUUUAACUUUCCAUUGCGCAUUUGUAAUCCAACGAAGCAGUAAUGUUGUAAUAUUCAUGUUUAUUCCUUUGUUUACAUCGCGUUUUUUAGUGAUGCAUUGUAGUACGUGUCGGUUACGUAAGAAAUAAUAGAUAAAAAUCGCGUCUUUGUAUCCGAAAGUUUCACUAUUAUGUAGCUUAGAGGGUAACAAACAAAGUAAGACCGCCCAUAAAUAAAAAGAAUGAAAAGAAAGGCGGUAUCUAUUUCAAAAUAUCCAAACAUAACAGCCAGAUUAUCUGACGUCACCACAUGGACAGCCUAUGAUUUUGUCUUUAUACUGGCAUCCAAUCAAAUGAUCGAAACUACGUGAUUGAUAGAAAAUGUAGCCAAUGAAACGACGAGUACAACGAUACCUGGGAUGAUUUAUGACUUAUAAAGGCAGGGUGUUAGAGUUGGUAUAGUUAGACGCUCUCUGGUAAGGUUGGUUGGCCAAGCUGUGACGCAAGCUGUGACCCACGCUGUGACUCUCCACUGUAAACAAACAAACGGACGGUCGCUCGCUCGCUUUGUAACAGUUGAAACUAAACGGACUAAAACUUAUUUAUAAGUUUAGUCAAAUGGAUCGUCUGAAGAAGAUUUUUUCAGCAGAAGAUGUUUUGUCCGAAAUUACUGGAAGCUACGAUGAUGAGCUUGAUGAAAGUGAAGACAGCGAUGGAGAUAUGCUCGAGGAAUGCGAAGACGAUCAUAUUAUAACUCACCAUCAAGCUGAGUCUUCAGAUGAGGAUUGGCAUCCAAGCACCAGCCAACCAGCAAAAAAGAGAUGCACCCUCUCAGAUUUAUCAAAAUCUGCUGUUUCAGACGAGAACCGACCACCGAAAGGGAGACAGAAAAAGAGUGGCAGAAAAACCCAGUCCUUGCCGGAUUUGACCUCAAACAUCCCUACAGCAAAGUGGAACGUUUCAACUGAUGAAGACAUUACACCACAGCCUCCAGUCUUCAGACCAUUUAGAACACCAGGCCCACAGCUGAUUCUCUCUACAUCUUACACUGUUUUGCAGUUAUUCCAGCUCUUUUUUUCUACUUCUAUGCUGCAGACAAUUGUAAAAAACACAAAUGCCCAUGGAGCGAGUAUGCAUAGAGGACAAAAACCGUGGCAGGAUAUUUCUUUGGACGAUCUAUAUUCAUAUCUGGCACUUGUAAUAUUCAUGGGUGUGGUGAAACUCCCAGCACUGACUGAUUACUGGCGGAGAUGUGACACUUUUGGGAUACCCUUUCCUGCUAAAGUCAUGUCUGCUAGGAAAUUUUAUUCAAUCUCCGCUGCACUGCAUCUCAGUGAUCCAAAGGUGGAUGCUGACAACAACAGAAAAAAAGGAACACCUGGCUAUGACCGUCUCUGCAAGAUAAAGCCAAUGUAUCUGGAAAUGAGAGAUGCAUGUAAGAACUUUUUCCAUCCGUUUCAAAACAUUGCUAUUGAUGAGAGGAUGGUGGCAACAAAAGCAAGGAAUGGACUAAAACAGUACAUGAAGGCAAAACCAACAAAAUGGGGAUAUAAACUCUUUGUACUUGCAGACUCACAGUGUGCAUACACAUGGGACUUUUUUAUAUAUGAGGGUAAAUCACCUGCAGCACACAUCCCACAGAACAAUGGACUUAGUUAUGAGAGUGUCAUGUCACUGGUUGAUGAGAAGAUGUUAGGAACAGGCUACAAAUUGUUUGUUGAUAACUUCUACACCAGUCCAACACUGUUUCGAGCUCUCCGUGACAAAAAUAUCUGGGCUUGUGGGACUAUUCGGUCAAACCGGGUGGGCUACCCUAAAACCACAAUAAACAAGCUUCCCAAGAAAGCUCCCCGUGGCACUCAUCGUUGGUUGAGAGAAGGAAACUUGCUGUUUGUGGAAUGGAAGGACACGAGAGAGGUACAGAUGUGCUCCACCAUUCACAGAGGGACAGGAGGAGGUGGUGUUGUAAAAAGGAAAGUGAAAGGAGGAAAUGGACAGUGGCAAUCUUUGGAUAUACCCGUUCCAGACUGUGUUGCAGAAUAUAACAGGUCCAUGGGCGGAGUUGAUGUCUCGGAUGCACUCAUUGGCUACUACACAGUGUCACACAAAACAAGAAAGUGGUAUCGUACCUUUUUCUACCACUUUGUGGACAUUGCUAUUGUAAACGCUUUCAUCAUCCACCGUCAGAUGGCCUGUAUGAGGAAUCAGAAGUCACUGGCACAGAAAGAAUUCAGAGAGCAGCUUGUAAAAGAACUUUUUGCAUUGGUGUACGGUACGGUUCCUUCACCUCGUACAUCCACCAGUAAUGAGACUCGUCACUUACCAGGGAACUUUGCUUCUAGCAGCACUAAAGGGAGGCGUCAAUGCAAAGUUUGUGCCCAAAAAAACCCUGUUUUUUGUAAGACUUGUUUAGUGGCGUUGUGCUUUCAGCCGCAACGUGACUGCUUCAAUGACUGGCAUAACGACCACUGACUAAACAGUACUUAUUGUACUAUGGGACAAUAGCAUUUUUUUAUUACCUUUUCCUCUGUGUCAUAUAGUACAUAUUUACUUUGUGCUUUCUUUUGGAAAAUGGUUACUUACAAUUUUUGAAGUUUUACAUUUUUUUAUUUAUCAUAUUUAUACUUAUUUUAUUUCACUUAGAUUCUUAUUGUUUUGUUGUUCUAAUAAAUCACUUAAAUAUAUUAAUUGGUCUGUGUAUUGUUUUUAUAAGCAUCAAAGAAGCAUGGAGCAGUGCAUAUGUUUUUAGAAGUAUCCAAAGGGGCUUCUUGGCACCUGGAUAUAUUCAUAAAAAACGGCUUGCAGGAACCUCAUUUU